CAGGUGUGGGAGGACCGCAUGCCAGCAGACCAAAUGGUUCUGCGGAAGCUUGUUGUGCAACGUCUCGAAACACCCUCUCUCCUCCCCGCUGCAGGUAGACAGACGACUGUUGAGGCGCCUCCAGACAUGCUGGACCUGUUUAAAAUUGAGAGCCAGUGUCUUUCUACCUCCCCACAAGCAUCAACGAGGUCGUGGCUCUGAUCAAAAUUGUCGCAGCAGGGAGGGCCUUCAG
Messenger RNA from Closterium sp. Naga37s-1, 232 nucleotides. The record is from the annotation of a GenBank genome assembly. Lineage: Eukaryota; Viridiplantae; Streptophyta; Zygnematophyceae; Desmidiales; Closteriaceae.